GCCCUGGCCGCUGCCUGUCGCAAGCCAGAAAUCUCUUAGUCUUAGUCUUAGAUGAAUUCUUGGAUCCACUUCAUCGUAUCAGGUGGAUCGCUGUAGACCAAUUGGACAGGAAGUCGAACAGUCCUGUAGAGAGGAAUUCACGUGUAAAAUCAAAAAAUGGCUUUUCUUGAGUUCGAGGACAAGGCAGGCAAAUGGAGCAUCUCUCAAAACCUUGCGACGACAUUAGAGGAACUAGCAGCUUGGAAAGAGGGUGAUGCUGCUAUUGCACACGUUUUUUUGAAGAAAGUUGCUGGGACUACGGAAAAUUCGUGCGCUGGCCCUGGUCGUCGAACAGCUUUGCAUCUGGCAGUAAGGCGUGGCAAUGUCGAUGCGGUCAAGUUUCUACUAGACAAAGCCACGGUAGACGUCAAUGCCCAAGAUGGAUGGGGUGACUCAGCAUUGCUGAUGCUCUGUGAGUUAGCUGGUGGUGGCGGUGGUGGUUCCUCGUCAUCAUCAACGAGCACUAAAAGGGGAGAAGAUCAUGGGAACACAAAAGAUGAUGGAGAAGCACCUUCCAAUUUCACAGAAGGCGUGCUGCUCACACUCCUCAAAUGCCUGUUGCAAAGGGAGGACUUAGACCUGAACCUGCAAAACGAGAUGGGAAGUACCGCUUUGCACCUUUUAGCCCAACAAAACGCAUCGAGGAAAGUGCUGGAACUGUUGUUUCAGAAGAAGACGUUAGAUGUGAAUGCGGAAAACCUACGUGGGGAAAGUGCGCUGAUGGUAGCAGUGGCCUCCGGAUCCACGACGUUCGUGGAAUUGAUGGUCGAUGCGUUUGGUGGCGAUCUAGACCUCUCCCUACAAGUCGACUUGGGGAAGGAAAAAUCGUUGAUGUUAUGAAGAUGAAAUUGGUGAGAUAUUACUUCUUAGAUAGAAGUACAAGUAGUUGUAAUCGUUGUACUUGUAGUAUGUUGUAAUCGUUGUACUUGUAGUUGUAGUAUGUUGUAAUCGUUGUACUUGUAUGUUCUAAGCAGCAGAUUAGGUGGAUUAUGUUGUAAUCGUUGUACUUGUAUGUUGUAAGCAGCAGAUUACGAUUAGGUGGAUUACUAGCGACUACACUCCUCAAAUCACAGAUUUCAUAUUGUCAAAUUUACAUGAUAGAUCUAGAGUUUCUUUGUAUCCAUUUCUAACCUCGGACGAAGGAGACGGCGACUCUCUCUUGCUGUACGCUGUGCGCAAUGGGCGGCAAGAGAUUUUGGAUGCGGUAUUUGGAUUGAAGCUGAAAACGACAGAAAAGGAUGAAUCUUCAAGAAAAGCCACGAUUUUAGACUCCAUCCGCAGCGAAGAGCUCUUAAACGUCGCCAACAAAAAGGGCACUGUACCGUUGAUUCACGCCUGCGCACUAGCUGGGGAGUCUCUGCGGAUGCUGGAUGCGGUCUUGAAGUGUGCGGAACAGCUGUUUGUCCGCGAAUUGAAACUAAUUUGUGCUGCUGAUUCGAACGGAAAAGAUGCUUGUUCGAGUGCAAGAAAUCUGGAAGAAGCAUGCUGUCGCAUCAUUCAAAGCUCGACGUCGGAAGAGGACCGAGAGAAUUUAGACCAGCCACCCAGCAUCAUCGAACUUGAGACUACCUCCGACAAAAUUUUCGAAAACUAUGACGCGGAUGUGGAGGUCUUCGACUUGAAUCACCAGGAUAAGCGUGGAAACACGUGUCUUCAUAUCGCUGCAGCCUUUGGCUACGCUUCGGCAGUUGAGAAGGUGAUGCGAUGGAGUAGGAAGAUGGGAAGUGUUCGAUUGAUACCUCCUUCUAGAGAAACAAGUGCGUCUCCACCCGAACAACUACUCUCCGCGACAUCACCAACCACGUCAGGAAAACAAGGUGAAUUUUCACCCCCCUCUAGAUCAGGUUCUACAGCCACUGCUGGUGCCACUGCCAACUCUUCUGAUCAAAACAAGGCAAAGCCUUCGAAGCCCUUAGUUACCCCAUUGGAUCUGAAUCUCAAGAACCGGGAAGGCUUGAGUGUAUUGCUACUCGCGGCUGGUGCUGGACGACUACAAGUUUUAGAGACGCUUUGUCUCGAGGCUGAGGAAACUGCUUUUAGCCGUGGCGUUGCGGCUGACGUGGAACUGGACAUGAAAGGCAAGGACCCAAAGGGCAAGAAUGCGCGACAACGUGCAAAGGCUUCGGGUUGUGACGAAGUGGAAGUGUUUUUGAAAAGCUACAAACCAAAACCACGAACAUCGGGAUUAAAAGGAGACUCUAGCUGCACAACAGGAGAUACUUCUGCAAAAGCGACAGGACCCAAAGCCAAAGCGAAAGGCGCAAAUAAGAAAAAAAGAUAGAAAUUUGCUGUGGUCGUCAAGCAAAGCAGGGUUGCUUUUGUUGAGUAACGCACAUGCGUGCUGAUCUGAAUACGUUG
Amoebophrya sp. A25 is the source of this 2397-nucleotide messenger RNA. Lineage: Eukaryota; Dinophyceae; Syndiniales; Amoebophryaceae. The record is from the annotation of a GenBank genome assembly.